AUGUCGUUCGAGGCCUCGAGUGUCGAUGCGGGUGGUGGCAGGAGGAACAACAGUGAAGUAAUUGCCACUGAACUUAUAAAUGUUGUGGGCAAGGUCUGCCGGGCGCUGUACGGAUGCGGCGCAGAGACGGCGGCCUUGGGAGUUAAUGAUUCCAUGCUAGUUUCCAUUGUUGGGAUGGCACUGUACACGGGCUAUGUGUUCAUGCCUCAGCACAUCAUGGCAAUAUUGCACUACUUUGAAAUUGUGCAGUGA
Nipponia nippon (crested ibis) is the source of this 252-nucleotide messenger RNA. The record is from RefSeq and is a predicted model, not a curated record. NCBI's taxonomy places the organism in Eukaryota, Metazoa, Chordata, Aves, Pelecaniformes, Threskiornithidae.